AUAGCGGGACGGAUGUACGGAUACCGGUACUGCGACUACGACUGCACGGGUACCACUAUUGUUGGUUGCUUUGACCACAUGAUUCAAGACCGUUCCAUCAUUCAAUCUGUUUCAAAGCAAUGGCGACGUAAAAUUCCUACCGCUAGUAGCUAGCUAGGAACAAUUGUUGGGCUGUGCGCUUGCACCGUACGGUACGGUAUCGGUACCGUACAGCCGCUAAAGUGCUCAAGACGGACCUCUACUCAGUAUUGUCUGCCUUUGGACUCAGACGAAUGAGGAACUAAACGACAUACUCCGAGUACCGGUAGGUACAAAAGGCGUGGCUACACUCCUUGGGGGGAAAGCUUUUGGCGUCUCUGGCGUCAAAAGCAACGGAACAAAAAAAAAAGACUCAAGUACCUCCAUUGCAGCCAUCCACUGCACCUCUGCCCAACAAGUAGGGUUAUGGCAGCAGGGAAUGGUUGCAUUAUUCAAUCAUUCGAAUCCGUGUGCUCCCCUCGAGCUCAGUUUAAGACGCGUUGUCCCUCUUCGUAAAACGUGCUUCUUCGAACACUUCCCAGCCUCGUGUUGACGCUGAAAUUGACGCUUGAACGAGCUCUGCUUGUUACCCCUGAUGUUUCCGUCCCCGAUACAUACUCUCUAGCCCGAUCGCGUCAUGAAAUUGAUUGACGUCAAGGAACACCACCAAGGGUAUACCGUAUGUUGACCGUUACAUGUUCCGGUACAGUACCCCCUCUCUUAUACCCGUAACGUCGUGAGGACGGCUGGAAGUCACCGGUAUUCGGAUGGCUCGCACCGGUCCCUUGUGGGCCAACCUCUCUGUCUGCUUCUUCUUUUCCGUCUGCGCUAUGGGUGCUUUUUAGGUCUGCAAGCAGUCUUCUUAGCUCAAGGUCAUCCAACCUCAACCAUCGUCCUUGUGGCCUACCCCUUUCGCUUUUAAGCAUCAUACUCGAGUACAUUAUACCACUGGCUACGGCGAACAUCAGCUCUUCUGCCCGUAGUGAUACGAAGCGAGUGGUUUUCUCUAUCGUACAAAUACCCAUGCAGGCAUGCAGGCACAGCGGUCGUUUCACAUCAUAUGUUUGGGCGCUGUGCAGCCACCACGCAAAUUCGAAUUAACGUUAUUCCCGCUAUUCGUAACAUUGAAGCAGUGUUAAACAACUUGUUACGAGGUCACUGAGAGUCCAUUAAAUCUCUUGCUUCGAAGGGGUGGCAUCGGAAAGGAAUGAAUAAGCACCCCUUCGAGGAUUAAUAGAUUACUCGAAGUCACGGAUGUUGCUUUCAGCAAUUUUUGUGGCCGUUGCAGAUCCAUCCAUAUCUCACAAGUUUCGCAUGACGAAAACAAAAUGAUGAUCUUCAACAAGUCAAUUUCUUACAUGCUAGCUCUCUCCCCGUUGCUUGUUGGGACCUCAACGGCACAAGGAUGCUUCAAGGGCACAGCUGCAACGGUUACCCAAGCUUGCGUUGACAACAGUGCCAACUGUUGCAAUGGCGCGGAAGCUUGCUCUUGGCCCGACACCUUGGACAUGACUGUGUGCUCAAACAGCUGCAAUGGUGAUGCUGCCUGUAAGAUUACUAGUAGAACUGGUAAAGAUGACCAUGCUAUUUCUGUUGCCAGUGGAAGCUGCAUUGGCAAGAAUGCAUGCUUUGACCUGUCCAGGGGAUACAAUCUCAACCUUGGUGUUGACUCUAGUGUUGCUUCUUUCAGCUGCAUCUCAGAGAGUGCCUGUCAGUACCUGUAUGGCAAUGUUGGAACCAACAGCUGUUUGAAUGGAGAGAAUGCUUGCGGAGGUGUUGGCCAUGGUGUUGGAAAUGACAGCUGCCAUGGGUUCAAUGUCUGCCUGAAUGUCAAAAAUGGAGUUGGCAGCAACACUUGCUUUGGGAGAAAAACCUGCCACUACUCUGUUGGGCCCUUUGGCAAUGGCAGUUGUACUGAUGGUGAAUACUCUUGCCAGAAAGCCACUGGAGAAGUUGCCAACUGUGUUAGGGACUGCUCAAAUAACUAUUGUCCUGUUGAUGAAGGCUCCUACAACCCACAUGAUGGAACCUGUCAAUACUUCAAUUCCGAUCUCUUCUUGAAUGGAGGUGAUGACUCUGUCACUACCACAGUAGAUGGAUGCUUCCAGGGAACAGCUGAUGGAGUUACAAAGGCCUGUUUUGCAGGAAACGCAGAUUGCUGUGAGGGUGACGAAGCAUGUGUUUGGCCAGAUACACUUGAUAUGACUGUUUGUCCUGGCAGUUGCAAUGGUGAUGCAGCAUGCAAGAUUACAAGUAGAACUGACAAAGAUGAUCACUCUGUUGUCAUUAAGGGUGGAAGCUGUCUUGGUGACAGUGCCUGCUAUGACCUCUCCAGAGGAUACAAUCAGCAAAUUGGUGUCAGUAUGCAAGUUAAGAGUGGAAGUUGCCUUUCUGGGGCUGGUGUUGCAGCUUGCCGUGGUGCAUAUGGUGAUAUUGCAAAAAAUAGCUGUGUGGGCAACCGGGCAUGUACUAACCUUGGUGGAGGUGUUGGAAAUGACAGUUGCCAUGGAGAACAGCCUUGUAUCCAUGUAGCGAAUGGUGUUGGGAGCCACAGCUGUUUAGGCCGGAAGACUUGUUUCUAUGCUGAAGGCUCUAUCGGAAAUGGCAGCUGCCCAACAGGAUAUAGCUGCAAUGGAGCAACAGGUGAUAUUGGUGACUGUGUUGCAACCUGUAACAAAGAAGCAUGUCCUGAGGAUGAAGGGAGGUAUGAUGCGCUUACUGGAACUUGUUCUGAUUUGAGCACACCGGCAGCUUUUGCCAAAGGUGACCCACACAUGAAAACCUUUGGAGGAGAAAUGUAUGAUUUCCAUGGAGAGUGUGACCUUGUUCUCCUGCAAAACCCUGAGUUCAAAUCCAAGCUUGGCAUGGACAUUCACAUUCGAACCAAGAUUACAGACUGGUGGUCCUCCAUAGAGACUGCAGCUAUCAAGCUAGGAGACGACACUUUGGAGAUUCGUGCCAGCCCAAACAGUGAUGAGUGGCUCUGGAUCAAUGGCACCCUGUUAGCAGAUAUUCCAGAAGGCCAAUGGGGGCGAGCCAAACUGGCUGGGUUUUUGGUCCGCUACAAGCAAUCCAGUCCAAAAGUCCGUGAAGCCAUCAUCUAUUUGGAAGGGCACAAGGGGAAAAUUGUGUUCAAGACCUUCAGCUCCUUUGUUCGUGUCGAUGUAGACUGGAAGGAUAGUGAGAACUAUGAUGGUUCCAUGGGACUUCUUGGGAGCUAUGACCACGAUGGUGCUCGCAUUGGACGCGGCGGAGAGGCCAUUAAAGAUGUCAUUGAGUUUGGACAGGACUGGCAAGUGCUUGAAACUGAGCCUCAAUUGUUCCAUUCAUAUCAAGGUGCCGUGUUGCCCCCCAAUAAAUGCACGAUGGCGCUUGACGAUGAGGCAAAGGCUGCCCUUCGAGGACGUCGUCUUGCCGAGGGAAUGUCCCAUGCAAAAGCUGAAGCUGCCUGCAACCAUUUGGAGGGUGCUGAUGAGAAGGCAGCUUGCGUCUUUGAUGUGCUUGCCACGCAAGACUUGAACAUGGCCAGUGCUUGGUAGAUUCCCUUCUUUCCGUUUCACUUUAGAAGGGUCCAGAAGAGACGAGAGAGUAUCACGGUUUAGGAACAUGUAACAUUUUCAUAACAUUCAAAUGCAUCUU
Seminavis robusta is the source of this 3657-nucleotide messenger RNA. The record is from the annotation of a GenBank genome assembly. NCBI's taxonomy places the organism in Eukaryota, Bacillariophyta, Bacillariophyceae, Naviculales, Naviculaceae.